AUGGUCGCCAUCAACCAGCUCAGCACGUUUGCCGCCUCGGUUGUGCUCCUCUCCCUCGCCGCGCCGCAAGCCGGCGUCGAGGCGGCUCCGGCACUGCGUGCGCGUGAGCCUUCGGCGUCGGCGCUCGCCGGUGCCGGCCGGCGCAUGGAGCGCAUGAUGCUGCGCUCGACGUCGCCGCCGGCGCUGCCCAAGAACGUGCAGUUUGCGCCGCAGGCUCGCCGUGGCCGCCCGGCGACGAAGCGUGCCAGCGCCGGCAGCAAGCGCUCGAAUGUGCACGAGCACAUCCACGAGCACAUCCACGAGCACGACCACGACCACAAGCACGGGCACCGCCACCACGGCAAGCACUCGAAGGACGAAAAGUCGCACCACUCCAAGCACUGGGCCAUCCACCACGGCCUCGCCAAGCGCGAGGGCGACGAGGCGAAGCGCGACUACAUCACCCUCGGCGGCGACUUUGUCGGCUACCGGCCGCAGGCGGCGCACCACACGGCCGACGACGGCCUGCUGCAGGUGCUCGUCGGCCGCUCGGGCGAGGUGGAGCUGGAUGCGCGCCGCCACUCGGGCCACUCGGACCACUGGUGGAAGCACCACAAGGGCGACCGCAAGGGCCACGGCCACGACCACGACCACGAGCAUGUGCACAUCCACGAGCACAUCCACUCGCGCGACCCGCGCCACAGCGACCGCCACGGCGACCGCCACCGCCACGAGCACGACCACGACCACGAGCACGUGCACGAGCACAUCCACUCGCACGAGCACCGUCGCUCGGCGGGCAUUUCGCGCGAGAACGACGGCGUGGCGGCUCGCGCGCCGUCCAAGAGCCGUCCGUUCCGCUACCACCCGCGCGACGUGCUCGCCCAGCAGCAGGAGCGCGGCCUGAUCGGCGACGUCGUCAAGCCGCUGCUGGCGCCGCUGAACGCCAUUCCCGGCUUCGUCACCAUCAGCGACCUGCUCUUCGGCGACGCCGGCCUCGUCAAGAAGCUCGGCGGCCUCGUGCUGCACGCCGAGCCGGCCGGCGGUGCGCGCACGCUCGCGGCGCAGAGCACGGCCUCGGCCUACAACUACUCGCUCAUGGCGAGCAAGGGCGAGCGCACGCAGGUCUGGCUCAUGGCCACCGACGCCAACAGCACGACGGUCAAGUCGGACGCCACCAACGCGACGUUUGCCCCGUCGCCGACGUUCAACAACGACACGACCACGGUGCGUGUCGCGCUGCCCAUUGUCAACGACAAGGGCGAGCCGGUGCUUUACUGCGCCACCUUUGCCAAGCUGCCGCCCUCGACGCUCGACUUGACGCCGUGCGCCGAGGACGCCAGCGAGAGCCAGCCGGAGGCGGCCAAUGCGCCGACCAGCCAGCGCUUCACGUACACGGCCAGCUCCGGCGUCCUGGCACCCAUCUACGCCGCCGUCCCGCCAACGGCGGCGUCUGAUGCUGCCUCUUCGUCGUCGAGCCCGGCCUCGUCGGCUGCUGUCUCGAGCAGCAGCAGCGUCGACUCCGCCGCUGCCUCGAGCUCCUCGAGCGCUGCACCGGCUAGCACGGCGACGCCCGUGUCGUACUUCCGCAUCCUCGCCGUCAACGGCUCCGCCUCCGCUCUUCCCGCCGCUGCUGCUGCCACAGCGCUGCCCGCGAGCAACGGCACCGCCACCGACGGCAAGGUCUCGCUGCGCUUCGUCCCCGCUGGCGCAGCCGCCGCGGCCGAGUUCAACACCCAGGCCACGCAGGACACGCAGGAUGCCUCGGACGACGUCCCUGCCGCCGCCGGCGAUGCUGCCACAUCGUCGACGGAUGAGAUCGGCUCGGGCUCGGACGACUUUCCUGCCUCGACUGCCUCUGCCCUCCCGGCCGCCGGCAACGACGACGACAGCCAGAUGGACGCAUCUGACUCCGACGUCGCUGCUACGACUGGCAGCGUGAUCGACGGCGCCAACCGUGUCGCUGCCGCUCCCGAUGCCGAGGCCGCCGACCCCAGCAUGGACGAGGACCUCCCCGCUCCCCCGGCGGGCACGGACAGCGCCGAUGCCGUCACCUCUGCCGCCGCAGAGGCGACUUCGUCGCCCGCUGCCUCCACGCCCGUUGGUGCCGCGGACCCGAGCGCUCUCGAUGCGCCGACGGACGAGUCGGACCUCGACGAGUCGCCCGCCGCCGCUCCGACUGCCGCCGCUGCCGGUCUCGUCGGUGCCGUCACGGGCGCAGCUGGCGCCGUGACGGACGCUGCUUCGGACGUCGCUGCCGAUGCCACGGCCGCUGCUGCGCCCGCCAGCGCCAACGCUCGUCUCACCCUCGCUGAGAACAACGCCGAGGCCGAGGCGUCGCAGCAGCAGCCCGGCUGCUCGUGCGCUCCUUCGCGCCGCUAA
Messenger RNA from Tilletiopsis washingtonensis, 2361 nucleotides. RefSeq lists its product as hypothetical. The record is from RefSeq and is a predicted model, not a curated record. The coding region runs from base 1 to 2361 and encodes 786 amino acids. NCBI's taxonomy places the organism in Eukaryota, Fungi, Basidiomycota, Exobasidiomycetes, Entylomatales. The transcript is spliced from 2 exons.